AUGGUCGGUUAUCGUACUCUCAGCAUCGCAAUAAGAAGGUUUUUUCUUCUGUGUUAUUUGGUUUUCCGGUUGGCCACCACUGCUAGUGGUGGUUUCCAGCUCAUGUGGGCAUUGCGGGCUAGUAACUCGAUGGUUACCGGACGGUUACAUGUAUUGCGGCGUAUACUGCCCGGUAUAUCGACCAAAUACAAGUAUUCCGACAGCUACUGCGGCCAAUACUUGGGGUUGUUCGUUAGAUACUGUCAGCCUGCUUACGUGGGGAUCCACACGGUGACUCUGGUACUCUGCCUUCCCUACGCCGUCUUCUUUGAGACCGCCGCUUCUCUCCUCUUUGGCUUCUUCCCCGGCGUUCUCUGCGUCUUCUCUGCCAAGGUCCUCGCCGCUUCUCUCUCCUUCCUCAUCGGCAGGUUGAUAUUCAGGAGUUCAAGUUCAGCAAUGGAGUGGGCCCACAGAAAUAAAUACUUCCAUCUCCUUUCCACAGGAGUCGAGCGUGACGGCUGGAGAUUUGUCCUCCUCGCUCGCUUCUCCCCAUUGCCUUCCUACGUCAUAAAUUAUGCGUUGGCCGCUACUAAUGUUGGCUUCCUUGUCGAUUUUCUGCUGCCAACAAUCGUAGGCUGCCUGCCAAUGAUCUUACAGAACGCGUCUAUUGGCAGCCUCGCCGGUGCUGCUGUUGCCUCCGCGUCCGGCUCAAACAAAGUCGCCGUUUGGUCUUAUGUUUUCCCCCUUCUUGGGAUCGUCUCCGGCAUUCUUAUUUCCUUGAGAAUCAAAAACUACUCCUCCGCUCUCUCUUCAACUGCCCGUCUUCAAGACUCCCAACACACAAGUUUGAAAAAAGAUCAGCGAUAGAAUUUCUACGUCUUAUGUAUUCAAGUCAUCCAGCUGAUGAUUAUUAGUUAAUUAAGGUUUUAUUUUGCUACUUUGUAUUUCAGUCCUAUUUAUUCAUUCAUACAAAACACUCUUUUGAUAAUUCUCUCAA
Messenger RNA from Morus notabilis, 976 nucleotides. RefSeq lists its product as uncharacterized. The coding region runs from base 1 to 846 and encodes 281 amino acids. Lineage: Eukaryota; Viridiplantae; Streptophyta; Magnoliopsida; Rosales; Moraceae. The transcript has 4 exons. Gene Ontology annotation, cellular component: membrane. The record is from RefSeq and is a predicted model, not a curated record.